AGUCAAGUCCGAUGAUGGAUGAUAACUUCGGUUCAUCUUCUUCUUCCUUGACCAAAUCGGUAACAGUCAAACACCGAAGCAAAAACCAGGGGCAGCAUUCUUCAAUGAUUUGGGUAUAUACCAAAGGGAAACCCAAAGUUUAACAGUUGGCGACAAAGGUAAGGAGAGAAUACAAGAACCAGAUUCCGAUUUUGAAGAUAGUAGCAAUUCAUAAUCAAGUGAAUACACGAGUUUGGGCAGUAUUGAUCAGAUGGUGAGAAUUGAUAUGAAUGAAGUAGAGAGCUUCAACACUGAAGAACUGUUUUUAGAAGAGUAUUUGGAGAAAUCGAUCAGUGAAGAAGGAACAAAGAGUURUGGACAAGCAGUAUUUACAGUCGAAGCUGAGCAGAUUACAUCCUCCCUUAGAGAUUUUACCCCUAGUAUCCCAACAGGGACAGGAAGCACAAGAAGUGAGACAAGAGGUGACCUUGAAGGUGAGCAUGGAGGCAAUAGAGAAGGGAGUACCAGAGAAGGAUAUUGGCACAAAUAGAGCUGUUAAUUCUCUCAUCCCCACCCAACAAAAACAAAGUUUAGGGGCUAAUUCUGAUUUUUUGAACUCCAUACCUGGAUUCCCAACCUCCUUUGUUAUCGAUCCUCCUCCAGCGUCUCCAGGUAAGUGUGUCCAUUCAGUUUUGGAUACUGAUGUGUGUGCUUUGCCUGAAACAGGUACACCAGCUACCCAGCUUGAUAUCUUGAGGAAGGAAAGUGGAUGUGGGAAGAGUGGUUGGAAGGGCCGGAGAUAGAAGUUAGGAGGGGGUGGAAGAGGAAGUAGAAAGGAUUUGGGGCUCGAUCAGUGAAUUCAUUGAUGACCUUAAAAAAAGGAAGAAAUAAGUCAGGAAGGGUUCCAAAAUAAGGCUGACCCAACUGUAAAGGAAAACAUAAAGACAAGGGAAUCAGAGGAUGAAAAUGUAUGUUAGAAAGAGUGAAGAAAAAAAAAAAAGAAAAAGAAAAAGACAAAGGUAGAAAGGUUAAUAUCUUAUGUAGAGGGUGAUAUUGAAUUUAGUGGGAGAGGAGAUAAAAGGAAAAAAUCCAAGUAGGGAGGGAAGAAUAAGAGGGUCAAAUUGAAAAGUGAAAGAAUGAAAAUAAUCAGUUGGAAUGUAAGAGGUCUGGGACUGCAAGGGAAAGGAGUGUUAUAAAAGACUUAAUGAAAAGAGAGGAUCCUAAUGUGGUUGAAAGGCACCAAACUAGCAGAGUUGGAUAGAAGGUUGAUCAGAAGCUUGUGGAAAUCGAGAGGGGUUAGAUGGGUGGAGGCCCCAUCCUAGGGGGCUUUUGGGGGUAUAGUGAUAUUAUGGAAGGAUGAAGUGUUGGAAUCAAUGGAAGAACUAAUUGGAAGGUAUACCAUAUCUAUUAAGUUCAGGAUUGUGGAGGAUGGAUUCACUUGGGUGCUAACUAAUUUCUAUGGACCAAAUAGUUACAGAGAGAAGAGUGAUAUGUGGGAGGAACUUUAUGAAAUAUGGGGAUUGUGGAAAUGUGCGUGGUGUUUGGGAGGGGAUUUCAAUGUGAAGUUUAAUGAAUUCAUAAACUUGUGUGAAUUGAAGGCGAUCCAUUUAUUGCAAACAAAUUUUACUUGGUCCAAUUUUCAGGAAAACCCAUUGUGCUCAAAACUGGAUAGAUUUUUGUUUAACAUAGGGUGGGAGAAUCAUUGGGAAUGUUUGGUUUCGAGAGCUUUGCCUAGAGUCACUUCAGACCACCACCCCAUUAGAUAGGAAUAGAAUGUUUCCUACAUGGUCCUCCUUUCAGAUUUGAAAACAUGUGGUUGGCACAUCUAGAUUUUAUUCGGAGAGUGGAGGAAUGGUGGAAGGAGGAUCUAAGGGGGAUAAGGUGGGACUGUGGGAGGGAAUCAAAUUCCAUAAAAAAUUGCAAAGAUUGAGGUCUAAAAUAAAUGAGAGGAAUAGGGAUCUUUGGGAGGUUAGAAGAAAGGAAGCUGACUCUUAUUUCCUAGAUUGAAGAGUUCGAUAAUGUAGAAAGUGGAAGAAACCUUUAAGUAGAAGAAAGGGAAUUGAGAAGGAAUUUUAAAAAAGAAAUGGAGGAAGUCCUGAAGAGAGAGGAAAUAUCUUGGAGACAAAAGUCAAGACAUAAAUGGAUAAAGGAAGGGAAUGGGAUUACAAAAUUCUUUCAUGCGAUGGUCAAUGGGAGAAGGCAUAAGAACUUUGUGGCUAGGUUGGAAAUGAAUGGGGAGCAAAUCUCGAAUCAGGACGAAAUAGCCAAAAUCUUUGUGGAUCACUUCAUAUCCUUUUAUAGAAGACCUCUGGAGGAAAGAUCGAGUUUAGAAGGAUUAGAGUGGCCCUUACUAGAUUGAGAAGCCAACAAGAUGGCUAGAAAGGGAUUUUGAAGCACCUGGCUCAGAUGGAUUCACAAUGGCUUUCUAUCAGAAUUGUUGGGAAGUGCUAAAAGAUGAUUUAUUUGAAGUCUUUAAGGAAUUCUCAACCACACAUAUUGUUAGCCUUGGAGUUAAUACAACUUGUUUGGCCUUGAUCCCCCCCUCCAAAUAAAAAAAAAAACUUGAUGCUAGCCAUUCAAAAGACUUUUGACCCUUUAGUUUGGUGACCAGUGUCUACAAGAUAAUUGCAAAAGUCCUUUCGUUGAGGAUCAAAGUAAUACUCCCCUCCCUCAUCAGUCAGUUUCAUAGAGCUUUUGUGUAAGGAAGACAAAUAAUUGAUCAAAUCCUGAUAGCCAAUGAUUGUAUAGAGGAGAUGAAAAGGUCUAGAAAGGAAGGAUUGGUGCACUAAGUACCUAGUAGGAACAUGAACAAAAGAAAGAGCAGACACAAAGGAAUAGUAACAAGGAGAUAAACAAGAAUAAGAAACAUACUUAGCAAUGGGAUGUCGAGUAGUACAAGAAUGGAUAGGCUUAUGAAGAGCAAUGGGAAGAUCCAAGUCAGAAGAAGGAGUGAUAGGGUUUCCUGGAUCCACUGAGAUAGAUUGACCCAAGCCCAGCUGGUUGUUGUCACAAGUUGGAGGAUCUCUUUCCCUUCUCCUGUAAACAAUUAUCAUAUCUUUCUGUUGUGUAUUAAUGGCAUCAGUCACAUCCUCAACAUUAGGAGUAGUAACCGGUUUAGCAGGAGUCUCACUAGAUUCACCUGGAUAGCUAAAACUAGAAGGACCAGGAGGAGAAGAUGGAAGACCUAAAGCUGAAAGUGGCACAAAGAAGGAAGGAGAGGAAUCCUCUUACAUCCUACUAGUCUCCCCCUGAAGAGGAUUAUUGGAGGAUCGAAAAUAAGGCUGAGACUUGAAAAACACCACAUCCUUAGUGACAUACUUUUUCUUGGUAACUGGGUCAAGGCACUUGUUACCUUUUUGUGUGGGAGAGUACCCUAAGAAGACCCCCCUUGUAGCCCUAGGAUCCAACUUUGUCUUCUUAGGAUCCUUGACAUGAAUGAAGCACACACAACCAAAGACUCUAGGAGGAAGAGGGAAAUUUGGGAGAUUAGGACAAAGGACAGAAAAUGGAGUUCUCAUACCCAACACCCUAGAUGGCAUUCUAUUUAUUAGAUAUGAUACUGUAARAACUACUUGAGCCCAAUAGUUCUUGAGAACCUUGUGCUGAAACAAUAGAGCUCGAGUUGUCUCCAACAAGUGUUUAUUCUUGUGCUCAACAACUCCGUUCUGUUGAGGGGUACUAGCGCAAGAUGAUUGAUGCAAAAUACCUGCAUCCUCCAUGAAUAGAUUCAAGGAGCUUUCAAAGUACUCAAUAGCAUUGUCUAAGUGAAACUUCUUAAUUUUCUUGCCAAACUGAGUUUCAAUCAUUUUACAAAAUUCCAUGGUUAUYUAUGGUACUUCAUCAUACCCUUUUAACAAGUAGAUCUAUGUGCAUUGUGAAUAAUGAUCAAUAAAGAUGAUAAAAUAAUGAAAGUCAUCUAUAAAAAUAAGAGGUGAAGGGCCCCACACAUYAGAAUGAACUAAAUCAAAAGGAGCUUGAAUUUCAUUACUAGAAGUUGGAUAAAUAAUUCUACAUUGUUUUGAUAACUGACACACUUCACAAACCAAACUCUAACUCGAAAUACACUUGAACAACUUAGGAAACAAUCAUUGCAUUAAAGAAAAAGAUAAAUGACCUAGUCUAGCAUGCCACAAGUGUAACCUACCUACUGACUCCUCAUUACCCCGACCACUAAAAGCAGAUUGUAAGGCUGAACUGGUUUCUGCAUCAAAAUAAUAGAGACCUCCAGACUCAUGACCGCUCCCAAUCGUUCUCUUUGUUAAUCUGUCCUGAAAGAUACAAUGAGUAGGAACGAAUGCUAUGCUUCAGUUUAAAUUUUUGUAAGCUUAGAAACAGAUAAUAGGUUAGAAGCAAGAUUAGGAACAUGCAACUCUCAUCAGAGAGUUCCUUACCUAGGUUAACCUCCCCCUUUCYAGAGAUGGUGGAGAGGGAACUAUAAGCAACUCUCAUCUUAUCUUGGCUAUGCAUCAAAUGGUAAGAAGAAAAUAAAGAAGACAUGUAUGUCAUAUGGUCAGUAGCACCGGAAUCAAUAAUCCAAGAGUUAGAUACUAUAGGACUAAUCACACUGUGAGCAGAGAUAGUACCUGAUUUGGCAAGAGAGGUGGAUGCAAGGGAAUUGUUCCUCAGCUGAGCCGCUCGGCUAAGGAUUUCUACCUCAUCAGCUAUGAAAUCAAAUGAUGUGUGGGAACUAGUAGUCUGUCCCAUUGGGGAAGGAGCUACUGUAGGUGUGUUUCUUGGGCUUUCACCACUAUUACUUAUGACAACAUUUUCACUUGCUGUUUGGCUCCUUUGAGGCUUCUUGUGCUUCCUUAAUGCCGCUGGUUUUAAGUGAGGAUACAGAAUCCAGCAAGUCUCUUUCAGAUGUCUGUCUCCUCCACAAUGAGAGAACUUGAGGUGCCUUUUGUCUGAAUGCUUGCUCUCCUUUUGGCUUGAAGAUAUUAAGGCUGAAUGCUCAAUAGGUUGUACUUGGGUGUCUACUUGCUUCUCUUUCUUUCUAACCUAUUCAUUCCUUACAAGAUAGUAAACAUGAUGUAAAUCUAAAAGCUCAUCUCUUCCCAAAAUUUGGGACUUAUACCUUCAUAUAUUGGGUCUAGGCCAGCCAAGAACCUAAAAGCCCUGUCUUCUUCUACUUGUUUAUCAUGUCUCUCAUUACCUGUUGCAUUUUCCCAGUCAAGUACAAGAUGGUGGUCCAGUUCUUCCCAUAGACCUUCUAAGGUUGCAAAAUAAGUUGCAACAGACAUAUCCCCUUGCCUCAAGGCAACAAUAUCUUGGGUUAGUCUAUAGAUUCUUGCAUUGUUUUUCCUCUAUGUAAAUCCAAUGGUAAAUCUUGUUUUCACUUACUAAUCUCUUGCUCAUUUGCUAAAGAAAUCUAGGAUUGGUUUUUCUCUUUGUUUGGGUGCAUGUGGAAUAUGUCAACAGAGAUUAAAAUGUCGUUUGAUCCGUCUACCUUUGGUUUUCCGAAGAGAAGGGGAAGAAUAAUGUAGAGGUGCACUAGAGCAGCAAUGAUUUGGGCAUUAUGGGAAGAAAGAAAUGAUAGAAUUUUCCAAGAGAAAGAAAGAAGUAAACAACAAAUUAUGGAGUGUGUAAUGACUAGGGUUAUACAUUUUCUACAAACAUUGGACCUAUUCAAAUAUUUCUCCUUUGAUGAUAUUGGAGGAAUCGGAGCUUGGUACCCUUUAGUGCAGUAUAGAAAGUCAAAGCAAGGACACGUCCUAUUGAAGAUUGGCUGAAACUAAACUUUGAUGGGAGCAGUCAAGGCAACCUAGGUCCAUCUGGCAUUGGAAGGGCUGUAAGAGACAAGGAAGGAAAUUUAAGAACCAUCUUUUCAGGACCAAUGGGAAAUGGAGUCUCUUUAAAGGUAGAACUGUAUGCAGCCCUACAAGGCGCUCAGAUUGCAAAAUAGUGAGGCAUGGAGAAAUUGAUGAUAGAAGAGUACUCCAAGGUGGCAGUGGGUUGGGUAAAAGACCCAGAUUCAGUGAUUUGAUGUUAUAGAAAUGAAAUGAAGAAAUUGAAAUGGCGAACACARAAGAUGAUUUUAACUAUACAAUGGGUGGGAAGGGAGGUCAAUGCACUGGUUGAUUCUCUAGCUAAGAAGGGGUAACAAGGGAUCAGAUGUACUGGGCCCAUUUGCAAAUCUGUUGUAUUUCUUUGUUAAAGAGUGAGUUUGCACCUCACGCCUACCAAUGGGAUGCUUGUAACAGGAUGCAAUUAAAACGGCUCUGUUGCUUGGAGCAAUUGACCGUGAGAUAGGAGGAAUUGCCAUCUCAGGAAAGAGAGGAACAGCUAAGACAGUAAUGGCACGUGGUUUACAUGCAAUUCUUCCACCAAUCGAAGUAGUAGUAGGUUCAAUAUCAAAUGCUGAUCCAGCAUGCCCCGAAGAGUGGGAAGAUGGACUUUCUGACCGUGUGGAAUAUGAUGCUGCUGGUAAUGUUAAGACUCAGAUUGUCCGAUCUCCUUUUGUUCAGAUACCACUUGGUGUCACAGAAGAUAGACUUAUUGGUUCUGUUGAUGUUGAAGAGUCUGUAAAGACCGGAACAACUGUUUUCCAGCCAGGACUUCUUGCUGAAGCUCAUAGGGGUGUUUUAUAUGUUGAUGAGAUAAACCUUUUGGAUGAGGGUAUCAGCAAUUUGCUUCUUAAUGUUCUAACUGAAGGAGUUAAUACAGUGGAAAGAGAAGGAAUCAGCUUUCGCCAUCCAUGUAAGCCACUUCUAAUUGCCACUUAUAAUCCAGAAGAAGGUUCUGUACGUGAACACUUAUUGGAUCGCAUUGCAAUCAAUUUGAGUGCAGAUCUUCCAAUGAGUUUUGAUGAUCGUGUAGCUGCUGUUGGCAUUGCAACACAGUUUCAGGAACGUAGCAAUGAUGUCUUUAAGAUGGUUGAGGAAGAAACAGAUUUGGCAAAGACUCAGAUAAUUUUAGCGAGGGAAUAUUUGAAAGAUGUCAGUAUCAGCAGGGAGCAAUUAAAAUACUUGGUCAUGGAAUCUCUUCGAGGUGGCUGCCAGGGACAUCGAGCUGAGCUAUAUGCUGCCCGUGUAGCGAAAUGCUUAGCUGCUCUGGAGGGAMGUGAAAGAGUCAAUGUGGAUGAUCUUAAGAAAGCUGUAGAGUUGGUCAUUCUACCUCGUUCAAUCAUAAACGACAACCCACAGGAACAGMAAAACCAGCCGCCUCCACCUCCACCUCCACCUCCUCCACAAAAUCAAGAUUCUGCAGAGGACCAAAGUGAAGAAGAUCAAGAGGAGGACAAUGACCAAGAGAAUGAGCAACAGCAGGAACAAAUACCUGAGGAGUUUAUCUUUGAUGCUGAAGGUGGUUUGGUAGAUGAAAAACUUCUUUUCUUUGCACAACAAGCACAAAGACGUCGUGGAAAAGCUGGACGGGCCAAGAAUGUCAUAUUUUCUGAGGACAGGGGGCGAUACAUUAAGCCAAUGCUUCCAAAGGGUCCAGUUAAGAGACUAGCUGUUGAUGCAACCCUUAGAGCAGCUGCACCAUAUCAAAAGUUGCGAAGAGAGAAAGACAUUCAGAAGAUUAGGAAAGUGUUUGUAGAAAAGUCUGAUAUGAGAGCUAAAAGGAUGGCACGGAAAGCUGGAGCACUGGUAAUAUUUGUUGUUGAUGCUAGUGGGAGUAUGGCAUUGAAUAGAAUGCAGAAUGCAAAAGGUGCAGCACUUAAAUUACUUUCAGAAAGUUAUACAAGCAGGGAUCAGGUUUCUAUUAUUCCUUUCCGUGGAGAUUCUGCAGAGGUUCUUCUACCACCUUCAAGGUCAAUUGCAAUGGCAAGAAAGCGUCUUGAGAGACUUCCAUGUGGUGGAGGUUCUCCUUUAGCUCAUGGUCUUACAACGGCUGUCAGAGUUGGACUGAAUGCUGAGAAGAGUGGUGAUGUUGGGCGUGUAAUGAUUGUUGCAAUAACUGAUGGCCGGGCCAACAUAUCACUGAAAAAAUCUACUGAUCCUGAGGCUGCUGCUACCGAUGCACCUAAACCAUCUUCACAAGAAUUGAAGGAUGAAAUUCUUGAAGUGGCGGGAAAAAUAUACAAAGCAGGGAUGUCUCUUCUUGUUAUUGACACUGAAAACAAAUUUGUUUCAACUGGGUUUGCCAAGGAGAUUGCCAGAGUCGCUCAAGGAAAAUAUUAUUAUUUGCCAAAUGCUUCAGAUGCUGUUAUCUCAGCUACAACAAAGGAAGCAUUAUCAACCUUGAAAAACUCAUGAUUUUUGUGGAAGUUUUUACUAACAAGUUUAUGAGAAUGUAUAGUAUUUCCCCUAUGAAGAGUGAUUUUUUUCCCCUUGAGGCUGACAGAGGCUUAGUUCUAGCAAAAAGACAUAGCAUGCAAUAUCUUUGGGUUUCUUUGCAAUUACUUGAUAAAUUGAAUAUAGUUGUGCAUGGAGACACAGACAGU
This is a messenger RNA of Nelumbo nucifera (sacred lotus), 8365 nucleotides long. RefSeq names its product ALBINA 1 (gene ALB1). Gene Ontology annotation, biological process: chlorophyll biosynthetic process. NCBI's taxonomy places the organism in Eukaryota, Viridiplantae, Streptophyta, Magnoliopsida, Proteales, Nelumbonaceae. The record is from RefSeq and is a predicted model, not a curated record. Gene Ontology annotation, molecular function: magnesium chelatase activity; ATP binding; ATP hydrolysis activity.